CACAGUCGACCGACGCGCCGUCGUCUGAUAUUCGCGGUGCCGACCGAUCAAAUUGUUUUCGCCACUCUCCCAGCCCGGUUGUGGUCGCUCUCCAAGUCAGCGGGAAAAUGUCUAUAACGAAGACUCUGUCGAAGCUGAGAGCUCAUGUCGCUGUGGCAAUCCUUGCCGUGCUCUCCCCACUCCUGUUGCUAGUGGCUCUGAUGUGGAAACUUUUUGGCCAACUCUUCUGCUGCUGCUCUCCCAAGAGCGUUGUGGGCGAGGUGGCUGUGGUAACUGGAGGUGGUCAUGGCCUGGGACGAGCCAUAGCCCUGGAACUGGCCGACAAGGGCUGCCACAUAGCCGUUGUAGACAUCAAUCUGCCAGGAGCCGAGAACACUGUCAAGCAGAUCCAGGAGAAGGCAAAGGUUCGCGCCAAGGCCUACAAGGUUGAUGUCAGCAAUUACCUGGAACUUGUUGAGCUAAACAACCAAGUGGCUGGCGACCUGGGCCCAGUGACGGUGCUUAUAAACAAUGCAGGAAUCUUGUUGCACCGCAAAUCUUUGGAUCCGGAGCCGAGCGAUGUGCAGCAAAUGAUAGAUGUGAACCUGGCUGCGCACUUUUGGACCCGGAUGGUAUUUCUGCCCACCAUGAAGGCGAUGCGCAGGGGUUACCUGGUGACCAUCAGCUCCCUAGCAGGCCUGUUUGCCGUGCCCUACAACACCACCUACUCGGCCACCAAGGCCGGCACGACGGCCCACAUGCGGGCUCUGCGCAUGGAGCUGAGUCUGGAGCGGCAGAAGGACAUCCAUGUGUGCACGGCGAUGCCCACCUUCCUGGAGGCCAACGAGGAGCUGGCGACUCUCACAAAUCAGGUGAAAAUCUCCAGCGUGUAUCCCCUGAUCAGUGCCAAGGCAGCUGCCCGCCGGAUUGUGCACGGCAUGCUCCGAGGCGAGCGGGAGAUAUUGCUGCCAGGGCUGGCCUCCUUUCUGUACCGUCUGCUCACCCUGCUGCCCGUCGGCUGGCAGGAUAAGGCGAUAAUCAUCAUAUCUGGCAGUAAACUUGAACAGUUUUGCACGCUAAGGAAAUAGUUUCAGCCAAGCCAAGCCAAGCCAAGGACAUCAGGCCGGGGCCAGGACAUCAGGCCGGGCCAUGCCAUGCAAUGCCAGGCUCGUAUUCGUCAUAGCAUAUGCAUGAAAAUUUUAGUAAAAUUAAGAAUAAUAUAAAAAGAAAUUCCAGCAGAGAAA
Drosophila persimilis is the source of this 1223-nucleotide messenger RNA. RefSeq names its product epidermal retinol dehydrogenase 2. Gene Ontology annotation, molecular function: oxidoreductase activity, acting on the CH-OH group of donors, NAD or NADP as acceptor. NCBI's taxonomy places the organism in Eukaryota, Metazoa, Arthropoda, Insecta, Diptera, Drosophilidae. The transcript is spliced from 6 exons. The record is from RefSeq and is a predicted model, not a curated record. Gene Ontology annotation, cellular component: lipid droplet. The coding region runs from base 108 to 1067 and encodes 319 amino acids.